Messenger RNA from Colletotrichum phormii, 860 nucleotides. RefSeq lists its product as uncharacterized. Bases 233 to 415 code for a protein of 60 amino acids. The transcript has a single exon. The record is from RefSeq and is a predicted model, not a curated record. NCBI's taxonomy places the organism in Eukaryota, Fungi, Ascomycota, Sordariomycetes, Glomerellales, Glomerellaceae.
GUAAGACCGGUAUGGGCGAUGAGGCUGGGUCCAACUCCUGAAUACGGGACCUGCCAAGCUCAUUCAAUCCAAACGAUACGAUGAUGGGCUUGGAAGCUGGGGAAGGGAUGGAAGAAGCACUUCGUCCGCAACAACUUGAGGCUCAUUGUCCCCCUGUCCCCGGCUUGGCGGCUCAAGGCAAAUCCUUGCUCGCUCCCCGCGACGUUGGGAGCUGAGACAGUCUGGCGUGGGAAUGGUGGACAGUCAAGUCAGAGCCAAAGAGGCAAAGAGGCAAGGAGGCUCGGCAGUCCCCGAACCCUGGACAUCCCAACUCAGGCCGACUGCUUGCCUCUCUCUCCGCAGAUCAGCCCGGUCAACCACCCCCCGGCUGCCGACUGGUCGGUCCCAUCUGCUCGCUCUGUUGCAUGAUAUGUGAGUUUUUGUGUCUUCUAUACGUCCAACACUCUGUGCAGGGAGUUGGCUUGUUUGAAAAGUAAGGUCUGAGCCGGUGUCUGGACAUGGAAGCAAAAACGUCACUUGCACAAUUGUGUUCCCUUCUUUAUAGUAUUAACCUUCGCUGUUCCCCCUCCCUCGCGCUCCCUCUUGCAUUCGAUCUUUUUGCUAGGCCAAGUUUCCAUCACCAGAUGUUUUUGUGAUACCCAGAUACCCAACUACUCACUCCGCGGCAAUCAUGGAGCGAGCACACUCUCUACUCAAUAGCACGACACGAUCCAUCAGCAGUAGCCGGUCCAGCACCCGUUCAUCCCGCUCAAAUUCAUUAUUUCAGUCAACCCCAGGACAGGAGAAGGGGGAGUUCUUUCUCCCCGCACCAGUCACUACGAUCCCACAACCGAAACUCCGGGUGCGCGCGAUACUAGGCC